Molecule: messenger RNA, 492 nt
Organism: Dentiscutata erythropus
Lineage: Eukaryota; Fungi; Glomeromycota; Glomeromycetes; Diversisporales; Gigasporaceae
Source: the annotation of a GenBank genome assembly
AUGUACACCAACCGAGGAAACCGAUUUUCUCAUCAACCUUCCGGAACACCUUGGCGACCAGUAACGAUUCGACCGCCAGUACCAACCAACCCAAAUUUCGUAAAUGCGUUUUCGAACUAUGAAAGUGACAGUGAUAGUGAUAGACCAAGACCUUAUAAUGUAAUAUUCGAUAGUUCUUCUACUUCACCGGCACUAAGUUCAUCAAGUCCUUCACCACAAGAAACGCCAGAAAUACAAAUACCUGGGUUAAAUGAUUCACCUAUAACAAAUAUAGAAGAAAUAGAAGAUUCAGCAGGCACUUACUUAGAGCCAAAUAACGUAGAAACAUCAGGCAUGGAACAAGAUAAUCAACUAACAGUCAAUACUUUAGAAGAUCAGGAUGAUUACUACCCUUUGAAGCAAAAUAUUGCCUUUUUACGCAAAGCUGUACGACAAUUGGAAGAUGACGAAUGGCAAUUUAUACAGACCAAUAAUGAAUUUACGAAAUUCUAG